This is a messenger RNA of Oncorhynchus mykiss (rainbow trout), 2048 nucleotides long. Its product is annotated as trace amine-associated receptor 1-like. Gene Ontology annotation, molecular function: trace-amine receptor activity. Gene Ontology annotation, biological process: G protein-coupled receptor signaling pathway. Gene Ontology annotation, cellular component: membrane. The record is from RefSeq and is a predicted model, not a curated record. NCBI's taxonomy places the organism in Eukaryota, Metazoa, Chordata, Actinopteri, Salmoniformes, Salmonidae.
GAGCCCUAUCUGUGCACUUGCCUGAACAUGACGAGUACCUAGUAACUCGAAAGAGCUGAGCAACGAUGUCACAUUAAAAUGGCUCUGUGUUCUGUGUAUUCUGUGUAACCUACUACCAUAUCAGCAAACAAAUCAUUCAGGAUCCAGGUGCAUUUGGAACACCAAUAUUUGGAAUGAGGAGGUUACUGUAGGUAUUAUAACCCUAUCAGUCAUUUCUCUUACUCUCUCACAAGUCUGGUCUUGUGGGGUAAGUGCUGGAUUCAAGCCUUAUCUCUGAAAUUCUGCACUGUAGUGCGCUUAAAAUGUAAUGGUAAUUCCUGAUAAUGCUGUGAAUAGACCACUGCUUUUAAAUGUCAAUUGGGCUACAAUGCAGAACUUCGGCAAUACGGAUUGAAUCCAGCCCCUUAAAUCAAAUUAUUGUAGCAAAUUGGCAUAAACAGUCAAAUGUGUAACGAACUAACUGAUUGGAUGGCCUUGUGGCUGAUGAAAGAGACUAUCAUAUCCUCUUGAAGGGAGUGGUUACAACUCUGACAUCAUUAACUUUAGUGCUCUGCUACAGAUUUUGUAUGUAGAGUGGAAUGUAGUAAUGUCUGAUUGGUCAACGUUAUAUUGUGAUCAUCAUUAUGGUAAUAGACUACAGGUACAAAAGCACAAGAGUCAAGUUCACAUUUGCAUCACUUUGCGACCAGAGAAAAAGGGUUUACAUGUGAUACAUCACCAUCUGCAUGGCUGAGAGGUAAGGUAUGCUGAAUUGAACUGAAAAAUUGAUUAACUAUCUUUUGAAAUGGCAAAACACUUCCCUUUCGGUAUUUGUGGUAAUGUUUCCAACAAAUAUGCAAAAGUAAUUUUUAAUACAUUUUAUCAAGUGACAAAAAUACAGUACUUGAAUUUGUUUAAUUAAAUCACCCAACAUAAUGUAAUAAUUCCCAACUAAUAUUCUGUAAUUGAUGUUUACAUCUAUAGUAAUAAUGUGACAAUAAUGUAUCUUUCAUAUUUCAGAUAAGAUUCUUUCAACCACGACCAUGGAACGAGGAAUCAGUCUCAGCAAGGCUGAUAUUGUUGAGAAUAUAUUUCUAUGUUUUGAGUCAGUGAAUGGGUCUUGCAAAAGAUCAAUCUUUCCUCCAACAAUACGAGUAUUACUUUAUCUCUUACUUGGCUCAAUGUCUGUUCUCACAGUGUGUGGCAACCUUCUUGUAAUCAUCCCCAUCAUUCACUUCAAACAGCUCCACACCCCAACCAACUACCUCAUCCUCUCUCUGGCUGUGUCAGACCUCCUCUUGGGGGUUUUAGUGAUGCCUCCAAGAACGGUAUACUCAGUGGAAAGCUGCUGGUAUUUUGGAGAUUUAUUCUGUAAAAUCUACACCAGCACUGAUGUUAUGUUGUGCAAUACAUCCAUUCUUAACUUGUGUUUUAUUUCUAUUGAUCGGUAUUAUGCAGUGUGUCACCCUCUCCUUUACAGAACUAAAAUAACUGUUCAUGUUGUUCUGAUUAUGAUGCUGGUCACCUGGACGGUUUCUGCCGUAGUAGGGUUUUGUAUGAUAUUUCUGGAGCUCAAUAUUUGGGGCAUUGAGGAUUAUUACUAUAAUAAUGUUGCCUGUGAGGGAGGAUGUAUUUUGUUUCAAAACAAAUUGUCGAGUAUUGUGGCUUCGGUGAUCUCAUUCUACAUCCCAGGAGUAGGGAUGCUUACCAUCUACCUAAAGAUUUUCCUAAUAGCACAGAGACAGGCACGCUCAAUUCAGGGUACAACCAAUCAGAACUCAGUAGGCAAAUCACAGAGGAAGGCCACCAAAACACUUGCUAUCAUUAUGGGGGUAUUUCUAUCAUUCUGGACACCCUUUUUUGUUGUCAACUGCAUUGAUCCUUUUAUUAGUUACUCUACCCCACCUGUUUUGUUUGAAACACUUAUAUGGAUUGGCUAUUUGAAUUCAACAAUUAAUCCCAUGGUGUAUGCAUUCUUUUACAGUUGGUUCAGGAGGGCGUUUAGAAUUAUAAUUUCUGGUCAAAUAUUUCAACCUGACUCUUCAGAAAUACAAUUGUUUUCAGAAUAA